Messenger RNA from Racocetra persica, 285 nucleotides. NCBI's taxonomy places the organism in Eukaryota, Fungi, Glomeromycota, Glomeromycetes, Diversisporales, Gigasporaceae. The record is from the annotation of a GenBank genome assembly.
AUGUGUAUCGACCUGAAGAUAUUUAUUCUCAAUAUAUAAUUCGGAUAGUAGGAAAAGAGUAUACAAUAAUUGAUCAUCCUACAGAAGUUUAUAGAAUAUCUGAUACUCAUGAAUGUAUUGAUGGUAACCAGCCUCUUCAUUUGAUUAUUGAUAUUGAUGCAAGGCAAAAGCCUGAUCUUACAAAUCCUAAAGUGCCUUCUUUAGAUGAUAAAAAAAUUACACAAGAAGAUUUGUUAUCUCGAAUUUUAGUUGCUUGUGCAGAUGCAUUAAGCCUUAUUUCUGAUU